CAGAACCAGAUAGAGACUGAGUAUUGUAAGAAAGUAGACCACGAGAACAGAAGGUUCCAGAAGGUGAUGGCACAGCAAAAAAAUCAGCACCUGUUUUCACUGAGACAGUGGAGGGCCACGAAGAGAUUCUUCAAUGGCAAAAGAGGGGCUUGGAAGGACAAGUAAGUCACUUAGUCUGGUCUAGUGACACACAUUGUUUGAAUGGUCUCAGUCAUGGUCUGCUACCUUUUUGGACUGAGGAGCCACUUUUAUAAAGUAUAUCUGCUGUGCAAAUAUUUUGGGACUGCUGGUCUUGGUUGAAUAUUUACAUUUUAAGUCACAUUGUUUGAAUGGUCUCAGUCAUGGUCUGCUACCUUUUUGGACUGAGGAGCCACUUUUAUAAAGUAUAUCUGCUGUGCAAAUAUUUUGGGACUGCUGGUCUUGGUUGAAUAUUUACAUUUUAAGUUGCUCUUGAUACAAAUAUUUUUCUUAGUGAGGUAACUUUAUAUUCUAGAAAGUCAUGUGAAUGGGUAGACAUCUCUAACUUAUAAAACAUUUGUUGCGCGCCCCUGUUUUUGCCAGACAUCAACAAGUGGUCCACUGGAAACUGUCUAACCAAGAAAACUUCCAGCGC
Molecule: messenger RNA, 613 nt
Organism: Lymnaea stagnalis (great pond snail)
Lineage: Eukaryota; Metazoa; Mollusca; Gastropoda; Lymnaeidae
Source: the annotation of a GenBank genome assembly